Molecule: messenger RNA, 459 nt
Organism: Symbiodinium sp. CCMP2592
Lineage: Eukaryota; Dinophyceae; Suessiales; Symbiodiniaceae
Source: the annotation of a GenBank genome assembly
AUGACGCCCGCUGCGAUUCAAGCCCAUCCAUGGAGCACAAUGAAGGGGCACUUCGCGCAGGUCAAGUACGAUCCGGAGCUCGGGGUGGUCGUGUUCGACCAGGACCAUCUGUUCUUGGACUGCAUGCUAGCUGCCAGUCAAGCUGUGUCAACCAGAAAGACUUUUUCAGAGCACAGAGCUCAUUGCCUUGCAGGCCCUGUCGUUCAGGAUGCUGAUGACCCUGAAAGGGCAAAUCGCGUCUGGGGCUUUGCGGAGAACCAGAGCGAAGUAGAGUACCCAAGCCUGCCCAACGUCUCGGCGCCGCUGUGGAUGCAGCGCAUGCUUGAGGCGCGAAGGCUGUGCAUGACUGUAGUGCGUGGACGCGGUUCGUCAAAUGCCUACCUGUUCAAGGGGAUGGUUGUCAGCAUUUCGGCCAACAUCGACUGCAAUCACGACCUCAACUCCUACUCGUACGGAUAA